Messenger RNA from Plectropomus leopardus (leopard coralgrouper), 671 nucleotides. NCBI's taxonomy places the organism in Eukaryota, Metazoa, Chordata, Actinopteri, Perciformes, Serranidae. The record is from RefSeq and is a predicted model, not a curated record.
UGUACGAGGGCGAGAUGGAGCGAGCUCAGGGUCAGCUGGAGGUGGAGAUGCAGAACCUGGAGGAGGAGAAGAACCGCGUCAUCGAGGAGGCGUUCAUCAGAGCCGAGAGCGAGAUGAAGGCGGUCCACGAGAACCUGGCGGGGGUGCGUAUGAACCUGCUGAGCCUGCAGCCGGCGCUCCGGACUCUCACCUGUGACUAUAACUGUCUGAAGCGGCAGGUGCAGGAGUUUCCCUUCAUGCUGGAUAAAGCCAUCAGCGAGGCCAAGCAGGAGAUCUGUCAGGUGAUCAGCGAUGUGAGCAGCACCAAUCAGGAGCUGCUGCGGAAAUACAAGAGAGAGAUGAACCUGAGGAAGAAAUGUCACAACGAGCUCGUUCGACUCAAAGGUAACAUCCGUGUUUUCUGCCGCGUCCGGCCCGUCAGUCAGGAGGAGCAGGACUCCGCCGACGCCAAAACCAUGCUGAGCUUCGACUCGGAUGACGACGCCGUCCUCUACCUCUCCAACAAGGGCAAAAUUAUGACUUUCGAGCUGGACAAAGUCUUCCCUCCUCAGGCCACGCAGGAAGAGGUGUUUCAGGAGGUGCAGUCGCUGGUCACUUCCUGUAUCGACGGCUUUAACGUCUGCAUCUUCGCCUACGGACAGACGGGCUCGGGGAAAACCUACACCAUGGAG